Molecule: messenger RNA, 7923 nt
Organism: Spodoptera littoralis (African cotton leafworm)
Lineage: Eukaryota; Metazoa; Arthropoda; Insecta; Lepidoptera; Noctuidae
Source: the annotation of a GenBank genome assembly
AUGCCUGAAGAAAACGAAUCUGAACCUAAUUGGGUGUCACAAGUGCAGAUGCAAGGACUCAGAUCUUGUACUGUAAAUUGUGAUGAAAAUCAAGAAGAAUUUUCGCCACUUAUUGCUCAGAUCAAAAUUGAACCUUUGGAUGAAGAUUUGCCUGACAAUGUUCACUCCUUAAAUCAAGUGAAAAUUGAGCCUAUUCAUGCACCUGAUGAAAUGACAAUGAUACCUGAGGUAAAAAUAGAACAUCUAGAUGACUUGUGUCCUGACUCCAUACUAAAAGCCAGCACUAAGAGUUAUGACGUAGACACAUUUGAAAAAUUUGUUUCUUCUAACAAAAUUAUAUCUGGAUUACAUGAUGAUAUUUUCAGUCAAAGUGCUUUAAGAGUACACAGACAACAUGAACCUGAUUACGAAGAAGAUGAUAUGAGCAUGAGUCUACUCGUACCGCAGACAUAUGAACCAUUAACUAUAGAAACUGCUAAAGGAAGUUUAAUGCAGAGUAGCUCUGAGGAAGAUGAUUCUAAAAAUAAAAAGGUUGCUGGAAAGAAGAAAGCUGAUAAAAAACCUAAGAGUAAACCGAAGAAACCUGAACUGAAACCUAACAAAGAAAUACCUACAGUUUCAACUAAAGAUAAACCAAGUAGUAAUGAAGUUGCCAAUUUAACCAAAAGACUGAGAGACAAGAUAAGGCAAGAAGAGAAAAAGGAUGACUCAACAGACUCUGAACCUGAAACUAUACCUGUACGGUCAAGAAAUAAGAAGGAACAGGAAAAGACCGAACAAGCUCAGGCCAGUAAAGAGGAUGAGAUACAAUGCAACAAUGUGGAUUCAACUGAUCAAGUUGAGGAAACUGCUUCCAGUUUUAUUGGUUUUUCAGCGAUCGACCAGAACGAGAUAUCCACAUACCACAAAUAUAUGAAAUUUGUGUAUGACAAAAUUUUACCAGGAAAGGAAUCUGACAAACCUAAAACAGAAGAUAAAACCAAUAAGGUGAAUGAGAAUGACAAGACACCAGUAAACAAAACUGAUGACACGCCAUUGAUUUCUAAUGAGCCUAUCGAACUUUUGGAGUGUGAGCCGUUGAUGCCUGUGUUCGAUGAGAGACUAACUAAUAGAAAAUAUUCUAGAAAGACCCAGGAAAAGGUAAAUGCAAAAGAACAAACUAAAGUUGAAGUAACAUCUAAACAAGAAACUACCGCAAAACAAGUCAAAAUUCCUGAAUUCAUAGAUCGUGGUUGGCACUGCUAUCCGGUGAAUAGGAAUGAUAAAAAACUAUACCAGAGUUCUUUUGUAGCUCUAGAAAAAUUGCCAGAGUCAUUUGUACGGACAUAUUUUGAGUAUCAAGGCAUAGCAAGCAAAAGUACUGAAGAUGAGGAAAUUAACAGGUUAACCAACCUAAACUCAUUGAAUAGAAGUGGACAAAGUCAGAACCUUGGUAAAAAUAAAUUGAAACCGAAGCAAAAGAAUGGGAAGACUGAGCAUGCAUCGGAAGCUGGCAGCGGAUCGGAAAGUCCCACAUACUCAGACCAUAAUGAGUUGGAGCCUUCCGAUGAUGAUGGAGCUAACAUAGAAGAUGAACCUGCUCCACCUGUUGCUACAAGAAACACAGACAACACUCUAGCAAAGAACCUAUUAAUGAAUGACAAUGAAAGUGACUCGGAUGACGUCACUAGAAAAGUAAAGCAGGAGCCAGCAGAAGGACGUUAUGAAACUAGACAUAGAACUAGCAAGAAAAAGAUGGAGAUCACUGUGGACAAAGAGGAUUUAAUGCUCACUGCUGAUAAGAUGAUGAAUAAAGAACUGACGUUACUACAUGCCCCUGUUGUAGUCACUGAUGAUGUCAAUAGUACACCCAUUAAAGGCCCUGUCACGAGGAACAAACAGAAAACCGCUAUGAAAUCUCAACCCGGUAGCAGCACUAAAACAAACAAUGAAGAGGAUUCCUCUUCUGAAGAGGAGAAGCAGUGGGUGUCGACGAAAGAGAAACUUCUCAAAAGAAUGAGCAAGAAAGACCAAGCAAGCCUGGACGAUGCUAAGCGAGCGAAGUUGGUGAGCGAAUUCAUUGAGCGACGCGGCGACCGUCCGGUCACACAAUUACGACGGAGCGGUCGACCGCGACGCUCUGCCAAGAAGUUCUUGGAAAGAGAGAAGCAACUCGGAAUACUAUCGAGGGAGUUAUUUGGAGAAUCAGCAGAUGCGACUAUGUCCAAACGAUCUCAAGCAAGUGUAUUCAAGGGACGUCGCAAUAUUAGAAAGGUGAUUGACAAGAAAUCGUUAGCUCGUAGUACUGUGGUAGCUAACAUGGAGGAAUUCGAGAGAAAAAGAAGACUGAAUGCUAAACAAACCAAAUUGAGGGAGCUGCUAGGCUGUGAGGAGGGUGUGAACGUGCUAGUCAUUAACGACGAGGUGUGUCUGGAGUACGACUUCGAGGAGAACAGGCCCGUCGUCACCAUUCACCCGUUCUUCACUAAAGUUAUGAAGGCGCAUCAGUACGAGGGAGUCAAGUUCAUGUGGGACGCUUGCUUCGAGAGUUUGUCGGAGAUAGAGGCGGGCAGGCCGGGCGGGGGGUGCAUACUCGCUCACUGUAUGGGGCUCGGGAAGACAUUGCAAGUCUUGGCACUAUUACAUACGGUAUUAACUCACCCUGGAGUGAAAAUGCAACGUGUUCUCGUGUGCUGCCCUCUAUCGACUGUUCUCAACUGGGUCGACGAGAUACACAAAUGGAUUGGGCCUGUUACUAAUCAGAUAAAACAACGUAAAAUAAAAAGGAAACUGCAGGUAUUUGAACUCUCAAAGCUAAAGAAAACAUACGAACGAGCGUACCAACUGGAAGACUGGUACAAUGGUGGCGGAAUAUUCAUCAUAGGGUAUGAACUCUUCAGGAGUUUGACAACCCUGGACCCGUUCCUUGAUGACGUACGACCGACUAUUAUAAACAAAAUACGCACAGCCCUACUGGACCCAGGUCCGGAUAUUAUUGUCUGUGACGAAGGACAUCUCCUAAAGAACGAUUGCUCAGUUCUUGCCGUCGCCAUGAGCAGAGUAGCCACAAAAAGAAGAAUUAUCCUGACUGGAACACCAAUGCAGAAUAAUCUUAGAGAGUAUUACUGCAUGGUCAACUUCGUUAAGCCUAAUUUACUUGGUACUUAUGCUGAGUAUUCUAAUCGGUUCGAAAAUCCAAUAAUGAACGGCCAGCACCGAGAUUCAAGUGAUGAAGACAUCAAGUUGAUGAAGGCUCGCACUCAUAUUUUACACAAAGUAUUAGAAGGGUGUCUGCAAAGGCAGGAGGCUUCAGUACUCUACCCGUACUUGCCAAAGAAACAUGAGUACACAGUAUUUAUAACUCUAACACAAUGCCAAUGGGACUUGUACAAGCACUACUUGGAUAGUUACGCGAAACAGUCUAAACAGAGCAUAUUGAAAGACUUCCAUAUACUACAGAAAAUAUGGUCGCAUCCACAAGUGCUUCAUAACUUCCAGACUAAAGCCCGCGAUCGGGCGGAGGCUAAUAAGUUGUUAAAAGUUGAAAAGUUAGAAGAUGACCUAGCAACGGAGGACGUGGAGGAUAUAAAGCCGAAUGUAUCAGACGACCUGUGGUGGCUGGACUACCUGGACGGUGGCAACAUGCUGGAGACGCUCGACAGCUCCAACAAGUUCGUCGUCGUCUUCAGACUGCUCGACGAGUGUAUUGCACUUGGUGAUAAAGUGCUAAUAUUCUCCACGUCGCUCUUCUGUCUGGACGCGCUCGAGUAUUUCCUAAAAAAGAUGAAGGACUGGUCGCUUGGCAACGAGUACUUCAGGUUGGAUGGUUCAGUGCCGCCUGAAGUACGACAGAAGUGGUGCCGGGAGUUCAACGCCGAUAGUAAUACUAAGACUAAAUUAUUCCUGGUAUCAACCCGAGCGGGUUGCCUGGGCUUGAACAUGACGGCCGCCAACCGCGUGAUCAUCAUGGACACUUCAUGGAACCCUGCGCAUGAUAUACAGAGUAUCUUCAGAGUAUACCGGUUUGGACAAAAGAAGGAUUGCUACAUAUAUCGGCUGGUCGCAAUGGGUACAAUGGAGCAGAAGAUAUACGAGCGCUCUGUAACAAAGCAGGCCGUCGCCUGCCGCGUCGUCGACGAACAACAGAUUGACAGACACUAUAACAGUACGGAACUCACUGAGUUAUACAUGUACGACGAGGCGGGCGCGUGCGUGGCGGGCGGCGUGGCGGCCGGCGUGCGCGACGUGGCGCUGCUGCGCGUGGCGCGCGACGCUGUGUGCGCCGCGCCCUCGCUGCACGCGCCGCGCUCGCUGCACGCGCCGGGCACGCUGCACGCGGUGCACGCCGUGCAGGAGCACGACUCGCUGCUGCGCGGCGAGCACGAGCAGGCGCUGCCCGAGCACGAGCGGAACGCUGUCUGGAUGCAGUUCCAGCAGGAACAACACCACAAACAUUUGGAAGGCGAAGUAGAUAGCAAGCAAUCAAAGAUAUCGUUAAAACGUAUUACAAACGCAGAGACACAGAAACAGACGACUGAAGUUAAAACUGAACCAAAACAGGAAGACCUCGUCCCCGAUGAACCUAAAACUAAGAAAGGAAAAAAGCCGAUCGCCGCAAACAUAAAGAACAAUAGUAAGAAAAAUUCUCCUAAACCAAGCACCAGCAAACAACCCGAGGAACCACCACCACCACCACCCUCCCAACCCUCCCAACCCUCCACCUCCUCUACCGCAGCAACCCCAGAGGACAUCGCCGAAGAAAUCCUCGUGGACCAGAUCACGGACAUACUCCUCAAAUAUAAUUUCCAAAACCGAAAACGGAAACAUGUCGAUAUUGUACACGUAGUUAUGAAAGUUAGGAAGAUUGUACAGAAAGGUUAUUUAGAGAAGAAAGACUGGGAGGAUGAUAUGACGGCUAAUAUAGCGCAGGUGUUGCUGGGGCAAGAUACGUCACUGCCCCAAGUGAGCGAUAUUGUUUGCGAGUCCAUCAACAACUCCCUAGCGCCCAACGCCGUGCUCGAAAACAAUGAAGAAAAGAAAGAGGCAAUACAUAAAACAACAAAUCCAAAUGAACGAAUAAAAAGAAGAGCAGCCAUUGCAGCCGAAAAAAGUAUCGAUUCACUAUCAGAAGACGUCAUAAGCUUAGACGAUGAUGAAUGGACCGCUGAUACAGACUUUAUUCCAGAUUAUCUGGAUAAACCACCAAGUUCCAGUAAAGGCAAGAAGAAGGUUAGAAAUUCCACAAAAGUUGUAGACAUGGAUGAAGAUACUAUGAGUGCUGAUGAACAACCAGAAACACACACAGAUACUAUGGAAUCUGCCAUUAAUUUAUUCAAGACAAAUGAUAAACCUAAAUCACCAGAACCAGAGCCAAAAGUGGUUCCAAAAAAACCCGUUAGCGUUACGAAGCCAAGGUCAGCGAAAACUAAACCGCAGCCGGCAGAAAUCGAACGGUGUCAGGCAGAAACUCAACCGUGUGCGGUAGAAACCCAACCGCAACCAGCAGAAACGCAACCGUGGUCCACAGACACCCAAUCGCACCUAGUAGAAAUUAGAUCGCGGCCGGUUAAAAUUGCACCGCGGUCGGUAGAAACUAAACCACUGUCGACAGAAACCAAACCGCGGCCGACACAAACCAAAGCGCGGCCGGUAGAAACUAAAGCGCGGCCGGUAGAAACCAAAGCGCGGCCGGUAGAAACCAAAGCGCGGCCGGCCAAGCCACCUAGGCAGCCUGAGAACCACGUAACAGUUACGGAACCAAUGGAGAGCAGUAUUACAUUGAGUGACGACGACGACAUCCUGGUGAACACUUCACCUGCUUCUUAUAAUACAAAAGACAAAACACCUACUCCUGCAAAUCCAGAUAAAGAUAAAAAAGUCCUCGAUAACGAUGAUGAGAUAGUGCCUUUACCGAUGUCGUUGUUGAAGAAUCAGAAUUUCAUAAACAUCGUUGCCCACACGUAUUUAGUGGGCAACCCUAUGUUAGAUGAAGACGCGGCUACCCUGGCUGCCCAGUACAGCACGCUGAAAGCUUUCAAUGAGGCCGAGCAGACCGGGAAACUCGUGUGCAGUGGACCUAUUUACGAUAUAGCUGUGAAGGUCAUAGGCAAAGACGUAAUGAAGAAGAUGAAUAGCGUUAACCCCACAGCUGCGUCUGCUUCCGCUGACGAUGCGGCCACCAGUUUACAAAUGAAGGACCAGAUGAUAACUACACAGAAGACAUUUGAAGAAACUGCAAAAAAAUCAAAAGCUAAGGGCACAAUCCUCAGAGAGCAAUUGAUUAAAGACAAGUUAAGUGAGCACAUACACGGCGCGAAACAGAGAGUCGACACACCUCCGCCUAGUGCCACUACCUCCUCCAUUGUCCCUGUAGGACUUAUCAGAACAACGGACCGGUUGCCUCGUGUAGAGUGUAUCCUGCCCGACAAUGACGACAUCAUCAUCAGCGACGUGCACUCCGCCGCCCCCGCCCCGCCGACACCCACUCUACCAGAGUCCAACGAGACCAAUCACAACAGGCCCAUUAUCAUAAACACUUUAUUAAGCAGACAGGAAACGACUCCAACCAAUGUAUAUGUCAGAGCAAUGCCAACACAAAAAGGGAUCCCAACUAAUAUAAUUUUCAAACCUUUCCGCAAUUAUACACCAACGAACAAACCGAUUGUCACUGACAGUAGUAACUUGACUCCAGUGAAGCCUCCGCCUCUGGCCAGUGUCCCGGCCCCCGCCCCCGCCAGCACCAUCUGCCUGGACAGUGACGAGGAGGACGGGCCGGCGCCGGUGCCGGUGUCGCUCACUAGUGCCCUCGCUCCGGGCCUCCAGCUCCCGUUACCAAAUUUGACAAACCAAGUACUAGAAAACUGUACUGCCACAGCUACACAGAAGCUAGUGUUACGGCAAUUUGCCUCCGGGGGCGGUACUCAAUCUAAAUAUGUCCUGAUACCCAGCGAUAAACUUCCUUUGCUAAAACUACCUCCGACGCAGACGCCGGUCCCGACCGCACCCAAGCCUCCGCCGCUACAUCCGUUUACGACACCGAAUAUUUUAAAAAAUACGAUAGUUGAAUCCAUCAAUCAAACUAAUAAAACUUUUAAAGCGGGUGAUGUACUCAGACUAACGAAAGAUGGAAAAAUUGAACUGAUAAACAAUAAAAAAACGGUGGACUCGGCUCCUUCCAGCAAACCGCAAGCUGCAGUUUCGACAAAUAGUAAUUCUGGGAUUGUAGACUUAACUGAACUAGCGAUCGCUAAUGGCGAAGUACUGAAAAAGCAACAAUCGUCCAAAAUUGAAAAAAAUACAAGUGCGAAUAAAGUGGAGGUGCGGAGAGCGCGGCAGAUAAGUGUAGCCAGCAGUAGUAGCAGUACGAGUAGUUCUGGCCGGGCCUCUAGUCCUGACAACCCGCUGUCCAUACUGAAGGAUGUAGUACAAAUUAAAGCGGCAGACUAUAAGAAAACUGGCUCUGACAAAGGUAAUCAGCGCAUCGUUAACACCAGUCAAGCCGCCGCCAGCACCUCCAAAGGUCUUCUCAAGCUAACCAAAGUACCGAAAGACCAAGUACCUAAAUACAUAGGCGACGCUGUGGCGAAAGAGAUAAGGAAAAAUGCUUUGAUUAACAAAUUGAGUUCUACAAAUCAGCCGAAAACUAAGGAACAACAGAAUCCAAUUAGUUCAACAAUAACGAAUAGUUCUAGCAAAGUAACGAGGGGCUCAGUUAGUAAAAAAGUUACUUCUAAACUACUGAACGAUAGCAAAUCCAGUAGCAUAGCUGAAACUGUAGAUUUAACUAACUUGCCACGGCUUGGAACUGCCGUGAAAUCGAAGAACGAUAGUAUAAAGAGACAGUCUACCACAGAUACUACAUCUGCUAAAAAGAAAAAAUCUGAACCAAUGACGCUAAAGGACUUCGAUUUGGACGACAUAGACGACAUUAUUGAAUUGGAUUAG